AUGGCUCAGGCGGAAAAGCAGGAAAUUCUCGGAGAACAGAAAGAAUCCUCUGGAGGACGACUUCAAGAAAAUGCGACUGCAGAAUAUAUAAAAGAGUUUAUUAGCAAAGAACUUGUGUGUUCAAUAUGCACUGAAAUAAUUAUACACAUCUCGUCACUGGAUUGUGGCCACGUCUUCUGUCGGGUUUGCAUAGAAAAAUGGAUGGUACUAAAGAAAGAGUGCCCGAUCUGUCGAAAGUCCUGCUCCACAGCUCAUCCGGUCACCGCAAUGGAUCGGACAGUCCAAAUGCUGCAUGAAGUGUUAUUCACCACAGACGACAAUGCGCGGCGAAAUGAACUACUUUCUGAGCGGCUCUGUGAGAUUAACAGUCCGACACAACUGCAUGGACAGAUUAAUUUGAUGAUACCAAGCUAUUCAGACCGUCUGAGCAUUGAGGACCAGCCACGGUUUAACAACCAGUCAAACAUGUCGAAUAACUAUUUGGACUCACCAUCCGGGAUGAUGAUAUCGAGCACAUUUGACUCGACUCCUUACACUAUUAGCUCAGACGACGAGAACAAUUCUAUUUGGCCAUAUGUGGAUGACGAAGUUAGCUCUAGCCUGACUAGUGAAGAUACAAGUAUGCAUGUAUUCACUUCAAGUCACUUUGCAGCAUACAGUGAUACCUCUUCUUCGUCCAGCUAA
Molecule: messenger RNA, 684 nt
Organism: Protopolystoma xenopodis
Lineage: Eukaryota; Metazoa; Platyhelminthes; Monogenea; Polystomatidea; Polystomatidae
Source: the annotation of a GenBank genome assembly